Molecule: messenger RNA, 759 nt
Organism: Danaus chrysippus (African queen)
Lineage: Eukaryota; Metazoa; Arthropoda; Insecta; Lepidoptera; Nymphalidae
Source: the annotation of a GenBank genome assembly
AUGGAGCGUUGGGUGGGAAAAACGGCGGUGGUGACGGGAGCCAGCUCAGGGAUUGGGGCUGCUGUGGCUGUAGCCUUAGCUGAUAGAGGGUUGACGGUUAUUGGACUCGCCAGGAGAGAUCACCUGGUACAAGAAUUAAACGCAAACGUGUCAGGUAAUGGAAAAAUUUAUUCAAGAAGAUGCGACAUUGGAAACCUCGAAGAUGUAUCAUCAGCUUUUGAAUGGGUGGAAGAAAAUCACGGCGGUACAGAUAUACUUAUAAAUAACGCUGGAAUCUUUAAACCGGGUAGAAUAACAGAUGCUGGUGAUAUGACCUUGUCUGAUGAAGAACUGCUUUCGGUCAUGGACGUUAAUUUUAAGGGUGUGGUGUUGUGCGCCAAGAAAGCCGUCUCAUCUAUGAUGAAGAGAAACUUCCAUGGACAUAUUAUUAAUGUAUCCAGCCUGGCUGGUCACUACAUACCGUUCAGUUCCUACUUCAACAUAUACUCGAGCACCAAGUACGCGGCCACAGCCUUCUCAUCAGCACUCAAUAAUGAGCUAGCAGACUGUGGCAGUCAGAUUAAACUGACGAACUUAUCCCCCGGCCUCGUCCGCACUGAGCUGACAGUAGGACGGCCCAAAGACGAGCAGAUGUUGGACCCCAAAGAGGUAGCCGAUGUCAUCGUUUACGUUCUGUCUACACCACCGAACGUUAACGUGAGUAAAGACAUUCACGUGAAGCACGUAAAUAAAUACGUGCUUUAUUUGGGCAAGAAUUAA